AAGAGAUUUGCUAAAUCCAUCGUUCAAAGGUUUACCUGUGGGCUUCCGCACGACAGAGAUGAAAGCCUCUGAAGAUCCUCCUUGCAUCAUUGCCACCCUCUGUGAGCUGCAUGAUGGGCUUUUAGUAGAAGCAAAAGGAAUAAAGGAACACUACUUUAAGCCAUACAUUUCAAAACUGUUUGAUAGGAAGGUACAUCUCACUAGUUUUAAGAAUGCACCAUAGUGCUCAGAUGAAUGAUCUCAAAACCGUUUAAAUCCUAUGGGUCCUGCAGGAAAAUGUCCUAAUAGGCAAAUGGACUCAGGCUGGGCUAGGUUUUCUUUGCAUGUAUUUUAGCAGAAGCAGAUUUUACUCUUAAUGAUGUGUGCCGUAAAGUUCCGUGGGUUUUGCCUUUUUCUGGCAGCAGAGAAUCUUUGAUUUCCUUUCUUGGCAGUGUGAAACUACACUGUCAAUAAUGAUUUGUUCAGGCAAAAAUGUAAUCUCCUUGUGAAAUGAUUUUAUGGAAUAACUGCCAUGAUACUCUGGGGUCCUACCGCUUGAGUUCAGCAACAUGCUGAGGUGGGAAGAGGUUGAGGUUGCAGGUUGUUCUCUCUGGUUUGGUCCUGGCAGUUUUUUCCAAGCUCUGUGGAAGUUUCAGUGUAGUCACUCAUCAGGUCAGUCCUGAACCUGCCAAUGGAGCAGCCGUUAAAAGCAGCACUGUUUCUGAAGAGUGAGUUUUUCAAGAGCUUGGUUAGAAUUGGGCUUUCUCCUCAUCUGUUUGUCUUGCUAAUGGCAUUGUAGUCCUUUGAUCUAGGGAAAAACUAGUCUCAUUAUGCUCCUAAGUAUUAUUUCCUUUUUGGCUGAAACCAUCGGUCCUCACACUGUGAGAGUUGGAACAGUUUUGAUUUCAUUAUGUAAAAUAUUUCUGCUUUGUAUUCUUAGAUUUUAAAAGGAGAAUGUCUGUUAGAUCUGUGCAAUUUCACAGAAAAUAGGUAAGUUACAGCUUAUGUUCUGAAUCUUGGGGUAGAUUUAGAUUAGAUAUUAGGAGGAUAUUCUUCGCUAUGAGCGUGCUGAGGCGCUGGCACAGGGUGCCCAGAGAAGCUGUGGCUGCCCCAUCCCUGGCAGUGUUCAAGGCCAGGUUGGACACAGGGGCUUGGAGCAACCUGCUCUAGUGGAAGGUGUCUCUGCCCGUGGCAGGGGGUUGGGACUGGAUGAGCUUUAAGGUCCCUUCCAACUCAAACCAGGCUGUGAUUUCUAUAAUACAGGUUUUCCUGUUCCUUUACCUUAGCAUAGCUAAUGGGUUUUAAUUAUUUGACAGCCAAAGCUGUUAUCUGGCUGAAAUUAUUUCAGGAUCUGAGAUGUGCCAAAUGUCAGCUGCAGAGUUUCUUCCUUAAUGUCAGGUUUUAUGGUGCUUGCCCUUAUUUUCUGGCAGGUGUAACCUUCGAGUAAUCUAAUGCAAAUCCAAACUUUGCCUCUGAAGUUCUGGAUGUGUUUCUGUACACACCUCAGAUAUUUUACCUGAGUAGGGAAGUCUUUAGAUUCCUGUAUCAGUCUCCAACUGAGUGUAUAAAUCUGUGAAUGUAACUAAAGUACUCAGAAGAAAAGGAAGCAACAAUUUGCAAAACCCACAAAAAAAGAGGUAGAGCAUUUCUGUGGGAGGUGACUGUAAUUCUUUCAGAAUCCUUUUAAAUUCACUUCUGAAAACUAAUUUAAAUGCAAAAUAUAAGCAGCAGCUGCUUUUUCUGUCUGUAUUCCUUAAAGGUGGUUUUUUUUUCCUCCUUUUCCAAAAAUACCCAAGAAGUUGGUUUUGCAGGCAAAGCACUGAAUAAAGAGUAUGAAGAGUAUGUUCUGACAGUGGGUGACUUCGACGAGAGAGUUUUCCUCGGUGCUGAUGCUGAAGAAGAAAUUGGCACGCCUCGAAAAUUCCCUAUUGAUGUGCCAGUAGGGAAAACAGCAGCACGAGCUCAUGUGGAGAGUCAUCUCCAGCAGCAUUUUGAAAAGAAAAGGUCAUUUGCACCUUCAACUCCCCUGACUGGGAGAAGAUACCUACGAGAAAAGGAAGCUGUCAUCACUCCCGUUGCUUCAGCAACACAAAGCGUGAGCCGGUUGCAGAGCAUUGUGGCUGGAUUGAAAAAUGCACCGAGUGAACAACUCAUAGCUAUUUUUGAGUCUUGUGCACGCAGCCCUAUGGAAAGCAUUAUGAGCAGGGUGAAAGAAAUAGGUGAGAAGUUCUGUUGCAGCUACACUCAGUCAACAGAUGAACAACCAGGAUCACAUAUAGAUUUUGCUGUAAACAGAUUAAUGCUGGCAGAGAUCUUGUACUAUAAAAUCUUGGAGACUAUAAUGGUGCAAGAAACACGAAGACUACAUGGGAAGGAUCUGACUGCUCUCUUGGAACAAGAUGUCUUUCAUCGCUCUCUCAUGGCAUGCUGCUUGGAGAUCGUGCUUUUCGCAUAUAGCUCACCUCGAACCUUCCCCUGGAUCAUUGAAGUUCUUGACCUCAGGCCAUUCUAUUUCUAUAAGGUAAUUGAAGUCCUGAUUCGAUCUGAGGAAGGACUUUCCAGAGACAUGGUGAAGCACCUCAACAGCAUUGAGGAACAAAUUCUUGAGAGCCUUGCCUGGACUCGGGACUCAGCACUCUGGAACGCUCUCCAGGCCUCGGAUAACAAGGUCCCAACCUGUGAAGAAGUAAUAUUUCCCAAUAACUUUGAAACAAGCAAUGGAGGAAGCGGGUUUGGGCAUUUGCCUAUGAUGCCAGUAUCUCCUAUCAUUCAUCCUCGAGUAAAAGAGGUUCGGACAGAUCUUGGUGGGAGUCUAAGACGGGACAUGCAGCCGUUGUCCCCAAUCUCUGUUCAUGAGCGCUACAGUUCUCCCAUGGCUGGAAGUGCAAAGAGAAGGCUCUUUGGAGAUGACACCCCCAAAGAAAUGCAGAUGGAAAAAGUUUUAACCGAAGGAACUAAGUUGACGAUUGCUCCAGCAUCAAGCAUUGCUGCUGAAAAUGUGUCAGCUCCUCCUGGCCAAACGGUGCUGACCAUGACCACAGCUACAGUCCCAGGAAAAACAGGACAGAAGGUCACCAUUCCACUGCAUGGUAUUGCAAAUGAAAUGGGUGGAAUCACAUUGAUACCCAUUUUGAUGAAUUUAGGUCAGCCAUGUAAGACAGAGGCACAAGCUCCCUGCCACCCUCAGGGGACCCAAGCACAUGAAGUGCAUCUGUCAUCAGGAAACAAACCAAAGAAGACAGGAUCCUUGGCACUGUUCUACAGAAAGGUUUAUCAUCUGGCAAGUGUGCGCUUGCGUGACCUGUGCUUAAAACUGGAUGUUUCCAAUGACCUGCGCAGGAAGAUAUGGACGUGCUUUGAAUUCACCUUGGUCCACUGUGCUGAUCUCAUGAAGGACAGACAUUUGGACCAGCUCCUCCUCUGUGCCUUUUAUAUCAUGGCAAAGGUAACCAAAGAGGAACGAACAUUUCAGGACAUCAUGAAAAGUUACAGAAAUCAGCCCCAAGCAAACAGCCAUGUUUAUAGGAGUGUCUUGUUGAGAAAUAUUUCUGCUGAUGGCCCGUUGGAGAAAAAUACAAACCAAGAUGUGGAGAUGACAGAAGACUUGUCUGUGAAAACUGGCAGUUCCUCGGGACGAUCCGCAGCAGAGAGCUCCAGUGAGUCGGGAACAGAGGAGAGAGGAGAUCUCAUUAAGUUUUACAAUGCGGUCUAUGUAGAAAGAGUAAAAUCAUUUGCACUGAAGUACGAUAUCACAAACCAGGACCAUGUAAUGGAAGCCCCUCCUUUGUCUCCAUUCCCCAACAUCAGGCAGCAGACAGUGUCUCCUCGCCGCAUCUCUCAGCAGCACGCAGUUUAUGUUUCACCCCACAAGAACGGCGCCUGCUUGACACCUCGAUCUGCACUCCUGUAUAAAUUUAGUGGGAGCCCUUCUAAGAGUUUGAAGGACAUCAACAAUAUGAUAAAACAAGGUGAACACAGGAGUAAGAAGCGAGCAAUAACGAUUGACAGUGACACUGAAUCUCCGACGAAGCGACUCUGCCAGGAGAAUGAUGACGUUCUACUCAAACGUCUCCAAGAUGUUGUCAGUGAAAGAGCAAAUCAUUAAACCUGGUUUUCUGCAGGAUCUAAAAGCUAUGGAGUCAGAUACAGCUGUCACGCUAUUUAGUUCUUGCUUUUUUAUACAGACAACUGCCAAGUUUCUCUAACUUUGAACUUGUACCAGACUUCCGUAGGAUGCAAAAAGCAAGGGUUAAGUAGUGAAUGCCAGAGAAUGACAGGUGGUGGUGAUCUUCAUUCCCAAAGGCCAGCUGUGCUCCAGGUUACUCUGUUUGAGCUGUUUUAGCAGAAGAGUGAGGUGUAGAAAGCCAUAUUGGAUGUUCUCCAGCCUAAUUUUGGAGCUUCGUGAGUUCUGAGUGUAACUCAGCUUCUAGGAAUACCUGUUUUCUUUUUGGAAUAAGAAUGAUAAGGAAGCGAGUGAAGUCAGUUAAGUUUCCUCAAGCUUUUGGUAUUUGGGGAAUAAAUCUUAAAAAGUGCCUUAUUUUUACGUAAUGUGGAAUUUUAUGCAUUAUUUUACUCUGGAGUAACUGGAGUGGAGGACAAAUUGGUCAUUUAGCCUCAGGAAGAGCCGAGCAGUUUUCAACUGUGUGAUUUGUGCUGUGCUCCAUCUCCUGCCACAACUUCAGCAGAAGUGUACGUUGUGACACGGAUGGGACAGCUUCUGCAGUAACAAAGGCAGGAAUCAGAAAGUACAAAUAGCAGUGACUUAGACUGGACACUGACAUCUGGUAAAGCACUGUGAUACGGUUCAGUGAGCUGGAAUUGCCUUUCUCUGGAGCCAGGGAAUGCUGCCAUGGAGCUGCUCUUUUCCUGUUGGAAGCCUGGUAGCAGCCCUGUCGUAGAAGCUGUUCACGUGCAUUGCAGCUGCCUGUGAAGCUGUCCAAAUGCACAAAUUCAUCUAACAAGUUGUCUCUUCAUUUUUCUUUUUCCUGAAGAUCAUAGCCUCUUGUGUAGUAUCUACACUGAAUGUAAGCCCAUCAGAUAAGGCAGGUUUGUAUAUAGGGGGAGUGGUUGGGGGGGUUUAUAGCUAUUGAAGGCUCGGAUUCAUUGGAAAUGCCAGCAUCUAAUUCUUGUAACUAAGUUUUUAAUGCUGAGGAAUUUGGUAGGGUUUGUUUUACCAAAAUGGAGAAAAGUCAAGGUUUAUCCAUUACUGUGCAUCAGUAGCUUGAUCUUAUUUCAUAAUUGCAUUUAAGAUUAGAACCAUGGAGAGACUUCUCAGCACUAUUUUUCAGUUUAUGUGUCUAUUGAACAUAAACUGUUCAAUAUUUUCUUUGAAGAAAAAAUGAGCAAUUACAUAGGACUUGUUUAAGGAGCUCUGUUCACUUCACUGCUUGGUUGGUUUAGUAUGUGCUGCAUGAUGUGCUGGAGCACAGCUCCAGGGAAGGAUGCUGCCAUGAUUUCAAGCAGUCUCAGCUACUAAAUCUGGCCAGCAACAAUAGAGGAAACGUGUACUUAAAGGUGUACGUGUGCAGGGACCCUACUCAGCAGUGAGCAGGAAGUUCACAAACUCUGUAACUUGUUCUUGAAUUAUUAAUUACUUAAUCUUUUUUUUUUUAAACUAUCAGAAAAGGUGCUUAUUUCUAAAAGGUUUGGCUGGAGAGAGCUGCAGUACGAGGAAAUGGCCACGCAGCGGACGAGGUUUCAUGUAGAUUGGUCUGUUCAGUUCCUUUAAUUUUAUUCAAUUUUUAGUAUUUGUCUUCAGAUCUUGAGAUAAAAAGUACAAAAGACACAACCUUUCUGUCCUGAUCUGCUCCUCAGUGCUGUUCAGCGGAUACAGUCCCUAAACCCCUCCUGUGUGGUGGGGGAGAUGAGGAAUUGAUUCAGCUUUGGGCAGUGAAGUGUUUCUCCGUUAGAAAAAUGAAUGUGCUACAACUGGGUGCAGUUCAGAUUUUUUCUUUUUUCACCUUUUUAAGUGAUAGAAAAACUCUUUUUGGACCUGUUGAACAGCUCAAACAAUGUCUUAGAUGGAAAUCUUGUAACGGUUUCAAAGUGCCUUCGCAUCUAAAUAUGUAUUUUAUAAUAAACAAUUAAAAAGCAUUUUAACCUGU
This is a messenger RNA of Strigops habroptila (Kakapo), 6083 nucleotides long. RefSeq names its product RB transcriptional corepressor like 1 (gene RBL1). Bases 1691 to 4084 code for a protein of 797 amino acids. The record is from RefSeq and is a predicted model, not a curated record. Gene Ontology annotation, biological process: regulation of transcription by RNA polymerase II; cell differentiation; negative regulation of G1/S transition of mitotic cell cycle. The transcript is spliced from 17 exons. NCBI's taxonomy places the organism in Eukaryota, Metazoa, Chordata, Aves, Psittaciformes, Psittacidae. Gene Ontology annotation, cellular component: chromatin; transcription regulator complex; nucleus. Gene Ontology annotation, molecular function: RNA polymerase II transcription regulatory region sequence-specific DNA binding.